AUGUCGGUCCCCUCAGGGAGUCUCGGAUUUAAACUCAGAGCAAAGCACACUGCCAUCCUAAUAUUAAGGCUCUUCAUAGUAGAGCCAAAUGUAUCUCUCUAUUCUGAUAUUUGUGUGUUCCUGCUGUUGCCGAAAACCCAGCCUCUGUUCACUGGUGCCAAACAGAAACGCAGAGACAGCUUUGGAGGAGCAGAAGAGAGUAGCUCUAUUGCUUUGCCAGGCAAAGGGGGCCACAGCAGGGUGAUUCUCAUUUUGACAAAGCUCUAUGACUAUAACCUGGGGAGCAUCACGGAGAGCUCGCUUUGGAGGUCAACCGAUUAUGGGACAACCUAUGAGAAGCUGAAUGAUAAAGUUGGGUUGAAAACAAUUUUAAGCUAUCUCUACGUGUGUCCUACCAACAAGCGUAAGAUUAUGUUGCUCACAGACCCGGAGAUUGAGAGCAGUUUACUGAUCAGCUCGGACGAAGGGGCAACCUAUCAAAAGUACCGGCUGAACUUUUACAUCCAGAGCUUACUUUUCCACCCCAAGCAAGAGGACUGGAUUCUGGCAUACAGCCAAGACCAAAAGUUAUACAGCUCUGCUGAAUUUGGGAGAAGGUGGCAGCUUAUCCAGGAAGGGGUCGUACCGAACAGGUUCUACUGGUCUGUGAUGGGGUCGAACAAGGAACCAGAUCUUGUGCAUCUCGAGGCCAGAACUGUGGAUGGUCAUUCACAAUACCUAACCUGCCGAAUGCAGAACUGCACAGAGACCAGCAGAAACAAACCAUUCCCAGGCUACAUUGACCCAGACUCUUUGAUUGUCCAGGAUGAUUAUGUGUUUGUUCAGCUGACAUCAGGAGGACGGCCACACUACUACGUUUCCUACCGAAGGAAUGCGUUUGCCCAAAUGAAGCUGCCCAAAUAUGCUUUGCCCAAGGACAUGCAUGUCAUCAGCACUGAUGAGAACCAAGUGUUCGCAGCGGUCCAAGAAUGGAACCAAAACGACACAUACAACCUCUACAUCUCAGACACCCGUGGUGUCUACUUCACUCUGGCCUUGGAGAAUGUCCAGAGCAGCAGAGGCCCUGAGGGCAACGUCAUGAUCGACCUCUAUGAGGUAGCAGGGAUAAAGGGAAUGUUCUUGGCUAACAAGAAGAUUGACAACCAAGUGAAGACUUUCAUCACGUACAACAAAGGCAGAGACUGGCAUUUGCUGCAGGCCCCGGACACGGACCUAAGGGGAGACCCUGUGCACUGCUUGCUGCCCUAUUGCUCACUACACCUUCACCUUAAGGUCUCUGAGAAUCCCUACACAUCAGGGAUCAUUGCCAGCCGAGACACAGCUCCCAGCAUCAUAGUGGCUUCAGGUAACAUAGGUUCUGAGUUGUCAGACAGCGACAUCAGCAUGUUUGUCUCUUCAGAUGCAGGGAACACUUGGAGGCAGAUCUUUGAAGAAGAGCACAGUGUUUUGUAUCUGGAUCAAGGUGGAGUCCUGGUUGCUAUGAAGCAUACGUCUCUCCCGAUUCGACAUCUCUGGUUAAGUUUUGAUGAAGGGAGAUCUUGGAGCAAAUACAGUUUCACAUCUAUUCCACUUUUUGUGGAUGGAGUUCUGGGUGAGCCCGGGGAAGAGACUCUAAUCAUGACAGUGUUUGGACACUUCAGCCACCGCUCUGAAUGGCAGCUGGUCAAAGUAGACUACAAGUCCAUUUUCGAUAGACGCUGUGCUGAGGAGGACUACAGACCCUGGCAGCUGCACAGCCAGGGGGAAGCAUGCAUCAUGGGAGCGAAAAGGAUAUAUAAGAAGAGAAAAUCAGAGCGGAAAUGUAUGCAAGGGAAAUAUGCAGGAGCUAUGGAGUCUGAACCCUGUGUCUGCACAGAGGCUGAUUUUGACUGUGACUAUGGUUAUGAGCGACACAGCAAUGGUCAGUGCCUGCCAGCCUUUUGGUUCAAUCCAUCUUCUCUGUCGAAGGACUGCAGCUUGGGACAGAGUUACCUCAAUAGUACUGGGUAUAGAAAGGUGGUUUCCAAUAACUGCACUGAUGGGGUGAGAGAACAGUACACGGCCAAACCACAGAAGUGCCCAGGGAAGGCCCCGCGGGGGCUCCGGAUUGUCACCGCUGAUGGAAAGCUGACAGCGGAACAAGGGCACAAUGUUACUCUCGUGGUGCAGCUGGAAGAGGGUGACGUCCAGAGGACAUUCAUCCAAGUGGACUUCGGGGAUGGCAUCGCUGUGUCUUAUGUUAACCUCAGCUCCAUGGAAGAUGGGAUCAAACACGUCUAUCACAAUGUGGGCAUUUUCCGAGUGACCGUGCAGGUGGACAACAGUCUGGGGUCUGACAGCGCCGUCCUGUACUUACAUGUAACUUGUCCCCUGGAGCAUGUACACCUGUCUCUUCCCUUCGUCACCACGAAGAACAAAGAGGUCAACGCGACUGCUGUGCUGUGGCCCAGCCAAGUGGGCACGCUCACUUACGUGUGGUGGUACGGAAACAACACCGAGCCCCUGAUCACCUUGGAGGGAAGCAUAUCAUUCAAGUUUACUUCCGAAGGGAUGAACACCAUCACAGUGCAAGUCUCAGCUGGGAAUGCCAUCCUGCAGGACACGAAGACCAUCGCAGUAUACGAGGAAUUCCGAUCUCUUCGCCUGUCCUUUUCUCCAAACCUGGACGACUACAACCCGGACAUCCCUGAGUGGAGGAGAGACAUCAGCCGAGUCAUCAAAAAGUCCCUGGUGGCGGCCACCGGGGUUCCGGGCCAGCACAUCUUGGUGGCGGUGCUCCCUGGCUUACCCACCGCUGCCGAGCUCUUUGUCUUGCCCUAUCAGGAUCCCACAGGAGAAAACAAAAGGUCAGCCGAGGACCUGGAGCAGAUAUCGGAACUGCUGAUUCACAAGCUCAACCUGAACUCUGUGCACUUUGAGCUGAAGCCUGGAGUCCAAGUCCUUGUUCACGCGGCUCACUUAACAGCAGCCCCGCUGGUGGACCUCACUCCAAGCCACAGUGGCUCCGCCAUGCUCAUGCUGCUGUCCGUGGUGUUUGUGGGGCUGGCGGUGUUCGUCAUCUACAAGUUCAAAAGGAAGAUCCCGGGGAUUAAUGUUUAUGCCCAGAUGCAGAAUGAGAAAGAACGAGAGAUGGUCAGUCAAGUCAGUCACCCUGAAAGCAGGCCCCAUAUCCCUCAGACUGAACUCAGGCGGCCUGGCCAGCUGAUAGAUGAGAAGGUGGAGUCCCAGCUCAUAGGAGAGUAGCUUUACCCUCCCCUUCCUCCCCUUCUACUCAACCUGGUGACUCAUCUCUCCGGUUGCAAAGAGCAAGACACGCCACUCCACCUUCAACGCCAAAGCGGGGAUCUGCUGGGGCUCAAUUUGCCAUUUAAGGAAAACCCCCAAAGGCUACAGGCGACCUGCUGAUCAGGAAAGAAUUUCGCUCUUGUCAAGUGCAUCCUUCUCCAUGACCACUAACUUUGUGUUUUUUUUCUUUGUUGUUCUGUUUCCUAUUUUGCCAGGAAGUAUUUCCAUAGUUGCUGAGAAUCAAAGCACAAAAGAAAUCCCUACCUAUGUAAAUGUUUGACUGGAGGACGCCAGUAAAAACAAAAACAAACAUAAAAUAAAAACAAUCAAAAUCUAAACAAACAAACAAACAAACACUCACUGCAUCGGGACUUUUUAAUUCUUCAGACACAGACAACAAGGGUUUUUAGCUUUAAGCCUGUGCAUGUGGACAGUACCUUGAGAACAUGCUUGGAGGGGCAGUGUACAGGUGCUCUAUUUUAAUGGAAAAAACACUCCCCUUCCCCUUUCUUCUCCUCUCUCUUUUUUCUGAUUGGUUGUGUUUGUAGAAAAUUCCUAACAUAUAUAGGCCAAGGAAAUCUGCAUGUAUUUUUGGAAAUAUUCUUGGCUGUAGAUUUAACAGCUAUUUUAGCACUACAGGCUGAUGGGUGGAUUAGCCACCCCAGCCGUUUUCACGAGACACAAAGACAUGAACAGGAGUUUGAAACCCUGGGCUGUUUCUCUGUUCCACUUUACUUGUUGCCAUUUUUCCCUUCUAAGUUAUCUUCGGGAGCUCUGCUGGCCGGCAGGGGCCACAGGUUGCCUUCUCCAUUCUGUACGGCCACAGGGACAAAGAAGCAAGUUCAAGUUCCAUGGAUGCAGGCAGAAUAGGGAAGGAAGGAAGGCAGUCGGGCAGGAGUGUCAAAAGUGGACCUGUGUUUCCUGUUCCCCCCUCCCCAUCACGACAGCUUCCCCCUGUAGCUUUCCCUACUCCUGCCCUGUGUAGAAAACAGAAUCCCAGUUCCCCGCAUUCUUACCUUCCCAUUUGUUUGCUCUCCACGUGUGGUCAUGAUCUGUCAAGGUCUUUGUGUCUCUCCCUUCCCGUCCCCAAGUUAUCCUUCAACUGCUCCUGCCUUUUCUUCCCAAACAUGUUGCUAGAUUCUGGACAUUCAUCGUGAUGUUCCUUAAAUACUGGCCUCGCCUCUGGCAACCCUGCCUCCACCACCCAAAGCUAAUGAUCUCUCUGUCAACUUUGCCCACACCCAUGCAUGCAGCCUUCAUACACGCUGACCCAGCGGCAUCCUGCCCUGCAGGGUUCAGCUUCAUGUAUUUU
Messenger RNA from Balaenoptera musculus (blue whale), 4576 nucleotides. RefSeq names its product sortilin related VPS10 domain containing receptor 1 (gene SORCS1). NCBI's taxonomy places the organism in Eukaryota, Metazoa, Chordata, Mammalia, Artiodactyla, Balaenopteridae. The transcript is spliced from 29 exons. Gene Ontology annotation, cellular component: membrane; Golgi apparatus. Gene Ontology annotation, molecular function: protein binding. Gene Ontology annotation, biological process: post-Golgi vesicle-mediated transport. Bases 1 to 3222 code for a protein of 1073 amino acids. The record is from RefSeq and is a predicted model, not a curated record.